AGCUAUAUUAAUGAAUCAUUAACAGGCCACUUGCCUAGCUCUUAUUACUAGGCAGUUUACCAUGCGUGUCAGGUUACAGGGGGACCAUAGGAAAGGAUCUGAAGCAGGGCAGAGCAGUGGCUGUGUAGAAUGAUUUCGAGGGGGGGGGCAUCCCUGCAUAAGGCACAGUGUGGGGGAAAAGGUAUGAAGGUGCUUCUGAGAGAAAUGGGUGAAAGAAGGUGCCAUUGGUAAAGCCGCCCCUAGUGUUAUGUGAAGAGGAGUGGAACUCCCAGGUAAGGAGGCUGAUUUCUCACGCUGGGGGCUGAUGGUGUUUCUCCAAACAUUGUCUCUUACAGGUUCCCCUCCAUGUCCCCGGUGGCAUCGCAUCGCUGUAGGGGCCGGAUGGGCUGGGAACAUCGUCCUGACAAUAGCUGUGAUAGCCCUGGGGGUGUGGGGGCAGACCAGAGGAACUCUGAAUACGUCGGAGAAUAAUGAAACCAGAAUCGUCAGUAGCACUGAAUGCAGCUCCUGCCUGGAGGAUUUCCGGUCUCGCUUGAAACCAAUUCUAUGUGAACCCCACAAUGGCAGCUUGGCAGAGGGCUCCGGGUGCAAACUCUGCCCCAGGGACUGGCAGCUGCAUGGGGACAAGUGCUACUGGCUGUCUAAAAAGAGUAAAAACUGGACUGGGAGCCGUGACGACUGCUUGUGGAAGAGCGCUCAAAUGCUCGUGAUCCAGAACCGGGAGGAAAUGGAUUCCAUACAGAAUCUUACACAAGGUGCAAAUGAUGUCUGGAUUGGACUUACAGUGACACUUCCAGGGGGGGAAUGGACCUGGGUGGACGGUUCCCGGUUAGAUCCAGUGCUCUUCUCAGGCUCUGCUGCUGGGAACAGCUGUGCGUCUGUAAAAGGCACCCAGAUUCAGUCUGAGACGUGUGCUGCUGAGUUCAAAUGGAUCUGCCAGAAAGAAGCUGCUGUGAUAUAAACAGUCGGGCUGAGGAUCUUUAUUUGUGUAUCUGUAACAUGAAAUACUGGUGUUUAGGCUCACGGGGCUGGAUUGUGGCUUUAGGCGGAGCUCUAAGCCGGGGGCAGAGCAGAACCCCAGGAGGUGCUGGGACUCAGGUACCCCUCGCAGUCACAGUUCCUCCCCUCGGCCCUUCUCACUGGCUUGGGGUGUUGAGUUGUAAUUUAUAACUGUCCUAAACCUGGAAGAAAUUACUAACCUGUGAUGCUUCCCAGUGCGGUGAGCAUCUCGCGACCAGAGGUGAAAGUAAGCCAGUACGGGCCGGUACCUCAUACCGGUAAGAAAGUGGCCACUGGUAUGGGCCGGUACACAGCCGACGUUAAAGUGCUGCCGCGGCAGUGCUUUAAGCACCGUAUCGGCAGGGUUGCUGAUGGUGGGGGCAAA
Mauremys mutica (yellowpond turtle) is the source of this 1384-nucleotide messenger RNA. Its product is annotated as killer cell lectin-like receptor subfamily B member 1B allele C. The transcript is spliced from 5 exons. The coding region runs from base 305 to 961 and encodes 218 amino acids. The record is from RefSeq and is a predicted model, not a curated record. Lineage: Eukaryota; Metazoa; Chordata; Testudines; Geoemydidae.